This is a messenger RNA of Cadophora gregata, 216 nucleotides long. RefSeq lists its product as uncharacterized. Lineage: Eukaryota; Fungi; Ascomycota; Leotiomycetes; Helotiales; Ploettnerulaceae. The record is from RefSeq and is a predicted model, not a curated record. The transcript has 4 exons. Bases 1 to 216 code for a protein of 71 amino acids.
AUGGCAGGCUUCGUCAACCGCGAAAACCGUGUUCCCCACUACCAGCGCUUGUUCCAGGAGGGAGCCAGACAACAUGUCCGUCAAUGGAACCAGACUCCUAAGAGCAAGAUCAUGCUGUACCCAUACUACGCCGCUCUCUUCGGUGGUCUCGCUGGCUCGAUGUACAUGAUGGUCAGAUUGACCCUCGGACACAAGACCUGGUUCGGCAAGAACUAG